Molecule: messenger RNA, 405 nt
Organism: Aegilops tauschii subsp. strangulata
Lineage: Eukaryota; Viridiplantae; Streptophyta; Magnoliopsida; Poales; Poaceae
Source: RefSeq, a predicted model, not a curated record
AUGGAGAAGUUGGGCAUCAAGCAGAAGCAACUCCAGCCCAGUCGGACUGUCUUCCAUGGCAUAGUACCUGGCCUUUCGCACUCACCACUCGGCAAGACCAAGAUAGAUGUCCUCUUUGGGGACAAAGAUCAUUUCCACCGAGAGCCCGUCUGGUUUGAGGUAGUUGACCUCGAGAGCCCUUACCAUGCACUGCUUGGCCAACCUGCCUUGGCCAAAUUCAUGGAUGUACCGCACUAUGCCUACCUUAAGACGAAGAUGCCAAGUACCAAAGGGAUCAUCACCAUCUCUGGAGAUUACAAGAAGUCAUCCGCCUGUGCAUCUGCCAGCAGCCGGCUGGCCGAGUCCCUUGUGAUUGCUGCCGAGAAGCGACUCCUUGACCGGUUUGUGGCCAUGGCCGGCAAGUAG